CAUCGUUGUUAUUUGUUUUUUCUGAGUGAGAUGUAGGAAUAAUUAAGAAGUGACGUGAAUGUUAUAUUUGUAUUAAGAAACCAUUUCAUCAGUCUUUGUAUUCCGUGCAUGGUUAUUUCACAAGUUAUUUAUUUGUUGGUUUAUGGUAUACUUUGUGUUUAUUAAAGUACCUGGCUACUACAAGAAUUAUAUCUUGCACUAAGAUUUGUUAGGUCUACUGAAUCGUGUACAUGUUCCUCUUUUUCCAUUCACACUUGACACCAUCUGGACAAGCUACAAAAUGAAGGAUGAAAUAUCUGCUGCAGUAACAUUCUUAAUCCGUCUUGUGGAGAAAAACCUAAACCUAAAUAAUGCUAAAGUAGAAGAAUUUAAAAAUCACUUAAAUGAUCUGCUUAUGGAACGGUUUCAAAACCAUUGGUUUCCAGAAAAGCCUUGUAAAGGACAAGCAUACCGAUGUAUUCGUGUAAAUGAAACUGAACGUAGAGAUCCAAUUCUUCAGAGAGCAGCUCAGCAGUGUGGUCUGAAGUACGAAGACUUGAAACUUCCAUCUGAGUUAACGUUAUGGGUAGAUCCUCAAGAAGUGUGUUGCAGGUUUGGUGAACACCAAGGAUCUUUCUGCACUGUAGCAUCUUUCAAAAGUGGAAGUAAAGAAAAUUUUGUUCAUCGAAUUAACAUUGAAGAAUUAGAAAAAAUCUCUCAAGAAAGAGCCAGAAAGGCAUCGAUGAAUGUUGUGAAUGGUCGACGAAAAUGGAAAAAGAAAAACAAUGGAGAAAUAAAUCAAAACAAAAACUACUUAUACAAUCACAAUUUCAACCACCAACAGAUGCAUGGGGUGACCUCACCUAUUUCUCAUCAGUAUCCAGUAUACCGUAAUGGUGUGUAUGGCAGCACCAGUCCUCCAUCAGCUUUCUUCCCAUACAGUACCAGCCCUCCACAGCUUUUUUACAACUCUUAUUCAUGCUACUCCCCAAAGUUUUCCCAUGGAUUUGGACACUGCCACAGCAACAAUGGAACAACUUAUAUUCUUCCCCACCAAAAUUGGAAAAAUGACCAGUACUACAGGAUAAACAAGUCUUUGGUAAAAGUAUAAUUGAGCCGUAUAUCUCAGGAGAUAUAUUGCAAGUCUAAAACCUAGUAUAUGAACUUUUUAUUGUGCACAUUAUUGUACUCAUAGCUUACUUUUUUAAGUGUUAUCCAAAAAGCAUGAAUUUUUGCUUCAGUAAGGGAUUUAGUACGGACUCUAAACUAGUGUAACAAAAUAUGAGUGUAUUAUUUUAAUCAGUUUAAAAAAAACAAAAAACUUUCAUAAUAUAAGAUGGUUAUGAGUAUGUACUUAUAUAAAUUUUAAUAUUAAUUUUAGAUAGAAUUUAUUAUUAAAUCCAAGUAACUCAUAGUAACUUUAAUAUUGGGUAAAAGUAAUUGUUUUAAGUUAUCUGUAGAAAUUUAGUUCUGUACCCAUAUGUAUAAUUAUGUCACAAAACAUUUUGUGCAUGUAUUAAGUACACAAAUUUUUUUUUAGUAGUACAAUUUAUUGUGUUUAAAGAAGUGAUUAUUCAGCAUACAUAAAAUAUAAAGAUUUCAAUGUAAUGUAUGUUUUAACUUAGCGUAAUAUAUCAAAGAUAGUACUUUAUACAUUUAUAUUUCUCUUAUGAAAAGGUUAUGUAUCAUAUACACAAAAUAUGUACUGCUAUUGCUGUGAAUUUAAUUAGAAUUAUUGCCUGGAAAACACAAAUGCUAAGAAUAAGCAUUAUGUUAGUUCCUGAUAUGUUAAUGGUAAUUUUAAAACUUCAAAACUGUAAGCCGGUUUAUACAAGUUUUCAUGCUCUUGAUCAUUCUUUCAUUGUAUGGGAUAACCCAAACUAUGGUAGCCUACAUGUAUAAGUUAAAUAUAAGUUUGAACUAGGUGAACUUUUUUUUUUUGUGAUAACAUGAAUUUUAAUUAUAAUUGUCAGUACAUCUUUAUAUAUGGAGUGGUUUAGAAAUCUUCUGAAAUAAUUCUAUCAAUUAAGCCUAUUUAAAGUGCUAGAUGCUCAAUACUUUUAAAAUGUUCGAAAUAAUUAUUCUUCUAUGAAAAUUCAUCUCGGUAUUUAUGAAGCCAGCUAUUGUACACAAGUAACAUUACAAGUUUGUAAGUUUUUGUACACAUAGCACAUAUUCACACUUCUGCACACAUGUGUGGAGCAUUUUACAUCCUGCAUCGUUAUUGGUAGUCUGUAGAAAUAUACAAUGUAAAGAAAUUGUUAAAAGUUUUCUUGCCAGUUACUUACGCACAAGUUGCAUACCUAUGCAGAAAGUAAUAUUAUGAACAUGGAAUAUAAAUUUGUAUCAUUUGCUUGACAUUAUAUUUCUUCAAGUUCUUGGAAUGCACUUUCUAGCUUUUGAGGUGUUUCUAAUACAUUUUGUUUUUCAUCUAAAUUGCAUGAACUACACAUGUUGAAAAAUGUACUUCAACACUUCAUAAAAAUUAAUGGUGCCUAUUCAGCCUCUUUAUUUAGUAACAAACAUAUUAUUAUUUUGACUUCUAAAAUGUUAUUUCCACUAAUGAAACUAAUUUUUCUGUUGCUUUUAUGAAUUCUAUUACCAUUGCGUAGCAAUUUAUCAUUGCUUUUCUACAAGUUCAUUAUCCAUGUAUACUUCUAAAGCUUAUAGUCAUCUGUUUAAGGAGUUAUAUAUCUGUCUGUUUUCUCUCUUAUAAGAAUUAUUAUGAGUGUAGAAGUCAAAAUUUUGUGUAUCAUUCCCCAUUUCUAGUAAUACGAGUCUUCAUAUGGAUAGGAACAACACUCAGUCUCAGGAAGCAAAUAACCCUCUACAUUUACAAGAUUGGGUGUGUGACAUUUAGGAAGUUAUACAUUCAUUAUGUUAGGACGUGAAAACAAACUUUCAGCUUGUAUUUAACUUCUUUCAUGUAAUACAUGUGUAAAUUUGUGUUAUACAAGCCUCUGUUUCUUUAAUACUUUUUUUGCUCAUCAGUUGUACAGUUUUUUUUUGUUGUUGUUGUUAUCCUUCACACCAUUAAUAGUUAAGAGUAUUUGAACUCAUAAUAAAAGGUACUAAAAUACAACUUUAAUAUAAAAUUUUUAGAGAGCUUUAUAUAUUUUUACACACCAACAAUCUUUUAUGGUACAAAGCAAAAUAAAAACAACAGUAUAUCACUGUUUUAAGUAGUGGAUUAAUAUAUAGUUAUGUUGUGAAAUGAAUGAUGUGGAACCAAACCAAAUAUUAACUUUUUACUUUGUUUUUAUGUACACAAGAGUUAAAGUAAUAAUUUUGAACAUAUAUAUAUAUAUAUAUAUAUGAACAAUUUAUCGAUUUAAAAAGAAAUAAGUAUUUAAAAUGUUUAUACUUCUGUGAUGCAUUGAACCAACUGUUGUAAUUACAAUCUGAUGUGAAGUACCCUUUAUCAUUGACAUUAACAAGAACCUUUUUGCUUUCUUCACAAAAUCUCUCAUUAGGUGUAUUAGGUACAUUAAAGAUUUACUCUGUGAUUAUUAACAAAUAUUCCAAUAGUUGAAAUAGCACCAUCUAGAGGUAAACUAUUUUUUUACUGUUAAUUAUGAAAAUGCAUACAAUGCUUCACUACUUUUGUAUAUUAUUUUGUAAAAAUCAUUAAAUAGUAAAUAAGUUUAUUGCAGUUAUGUUAAAGUUGACAAAAGUACAUAAAGUAAUAACCAAAACAAAACACGCAGUUCGUGUAUGUUUGUGACCAUGAAGGCCAGGGUCUAGUAUUUUAGUUUUAAUUUUUUCCAAAGGACUCCCCCCCACCCCUUAUACUUCGUGAUAUUGCUUGCAAUAUCAUCAGUAGUUUAAACCAUUGCUGAGUAUCUGUUGUGCUUUAGAAGAGUUUCUGAAAAUAUUGAAUGGUUACAUCCUUAUCCAUCAUUUAGUGUGUAACAAAACAUGAAGCUUGCCUGGUCAUUGAUGCAAAACAAUAUCAUCAGUAAGCUCAGCAUGUUAAUAAUUAAUAAAUUGUGUAGCAGUUUGGAGCUGAGAAGUCAUACCAGCUUUAGUACAUUGACAAAUAAAAACUUCUGCCAACAAAUUUCUAAUAUUUGGUAUUGUUUUAGGAGCCAACUCUGAUAUAAUAUAAAUGGAUUUUUGUAGCCUGCAAAAUAUUAAUAUCUGUUACAUUUAUGAUUAGUUAUUUUUUUAGUGGCUGCUUCAUGUAGAUCAGUGAAGCUGGAUGAAAUAUUUCAGGUAUAUUACUUAAAUUGCUACAAAAAUUGCAUUUCUGUUGUAUUUCUUCAAUUAAGUUUACUGCUAAGUAAAACUACCUACACAUUUUAGUAUAUGAUAUUAGGAGCUAAGUAUUGCUUUUUUUGGUUUCAAAAGGUAACUGUAUUCUUAACUGCAAAUUUUAAUAUAAGGUAUAACUAUUUAAUUUCUAGUGAUAAACUUCUGGGUAGUUGAGUUCAUCUAUUCUGUAUGAGAUAUUGUUAUAGUUAUUAUUUUAUUAUUACUGUGCUUUUUUUUAUACAAAUAACUGUUAAAGAUCACUUCAAAACUUGUCACAAUAUCAGUGUACUUUGUUUCUGUAUUUAUUAUUGCAAAACAAAACAAAAAUACCACUUUUUAAUGAAGGAUGAUAAUAAAUUUCUAUACCUUAAAUAUACAAUUAUGUUCUAGUUUUGUUUUAAUUAUUUAUAGAUUUUGAAUUUUCAUUGUUUGAUGAAGGAACAAAUGAUAUUUUAUUGUUUAUUGCAAGAUUUUAUGUGGAAGAAGUUUAUAUAAUAUUGAAAGUUGUGAAUUUUUAUUUAUUUCACAGUGUUACAUUUUUAUAAUUAUAUCGGUUUAUGUACUGCUAUGAGAAUUGUGCAUCUAUACAUUAUUUUUAUUGGGAAAAUUAGAGACAUACUUUAUGCUGUGAGAUAACAUCUGAAAAAAUAACACCUAAAUUAUUUAAGAGUAUGUAAUUCAACGUGGAUAUUGUGCAAUUUUGGCAAUUCCAGAUAUGACAAAAUAUACUAAAUUAAAGCACGUCACAUAUAGCAUAUAAUGUUAUAUGUUAUCUUUCCUCUGUUUGUUUGUUUUUUUAUAAUUUGCUUUUCUACAAUGAUAGUGAUACAGGUUGUGUUGGUAAUUGUUGUCCAGUAUGUGUGAAGUUGUAGAGAUUUUUGUAACUUUGUUGUUAUUUAGUUAUUGCAAAAAAUGUUUGUUAUGUUGAGCUGCGUUAAAUCAGUUAGCUCUUUAAUGUUUUACACGCUUUAAUUAUUAUUGAACGUGUGAAGGAGAAAAUAUGUUAAUUUUUUGUUUUCAAAUUUUGAUCCAUCCAGUGUCAAAAGUUGACUUUUUAAUUGAUAUAAAACUUUGAUAGGUGAUGUACACUUGGCAGAAACUUGUGUAAAAUUAACACUUGAAUAAUCUUUGCUUUUAGUAGAUGUUACUAGAUUUUAUUCUUGUGUAUGUUCUAAUGUUAUUUUAGAAGCAAAAUAUACUUUCACAAGUUUGAUGCUCUUAAAUUUUUAACUGUAAAAAGUGUUGUUCUUAAGAAAUUUCAGCAACCAAAAAUAUAAAAGCUCAAUUUCUUGAAAAAUCUAAUAAGGUUUUUUGAAAAAGUAAGCUAAGAAUAAUUGUAAUAACAGACUUGCUUUGAAUUUUUCAUGAGCUUUAUGAGCACUUUUAGAUUUUUGCAUUGUUCAUCAAUGUUUGUAAAUAAGGUGAAUUUGCUAUUAAAAAAAGAACAUAUCUAUCUGUAUGUGUAAUAACAAAUAUGCCCAGAACUUUGAUUAGAGUUCCAAACUAAUUUUAUUGUAUUAUAUAUUUUUGUCUAUGGUUACAAACAAAACCUUUCAGUAUAUUAUUAGUUUAUGCAUUACUGCAGUAAUUGAAAUUUACUUUAGAUAUUUUUUUAGUUGUAAUAGAUAAAUCUCAGUAAAAAUGUAAAAGUAGUUUAAAUUUUGUGUGGUAUGCUUAGUUCGAUAACUAAAGUUAAGUCAUUGGAAAUAAAAUAAACAUAACUUGUCCAAUUAAUUAAAUAUGCAGUCAUACCGCUAUGUUGGUACUGAAGUAUCAUGCAUUGUUCCUGGCCUGAGCUUUUGAAAAUUAGAAUUCAUAGUAGCUCUUCAUGUGCAUAUUUAUAUGAAGUAUGUAAAUUCCCAUUUGAAAUUUCUAAAAUCAUUGAACAUGUCCCAACUUCCUUGAAAACUUGAAAAUGAGCUUGUAACAUCUAGAUUUAAACGUAGCCAGCAAUUUAAUUCAUAACUUUUGGUAUAUUAACAUCUCUCGCUUUAUAGAAUAAAUCAUUGUAAAGAUUGCAGAAAGAUGGUUUAUUAAUGUUGGUCAAAACAUUCCUCUUGGAUACUCCAUAUUUGUUGGAAAACUGAGUCCAGAAAUUCUUUUUUUACACAACAUUUAUAAAGAGAAACUUUGUGUCUUUGACUUGUAUGGAUAUGAAUAAUGUAUAAUUUAGCCUAUGAUAUGUGCAUGAUACAGUUAAAUUUUCAGCUGUAAGUGUUAAACAUAAUUUUGUAAAAGGUGUAUGUUGAUUGGAACACAGAAGUGUUCCAGAUUUUAAAAAAUGGUUAUUAAUGAUAUAUGUAGUAAAGUUGGUUAAUACUUAGAUUAAUGAGAGUCUUUAAUGGGGCAUGGAAACUCCUGAGAGUCGCUGAUAAUGCGACUUGUUAACCUUGCUGCUACACUUUCUUUAGAUGUGAUAUUUAUGAUCUUGUAUUAUGGUUUGUUUCUUUAAAAUUAAAAGGUACAAAUAAAUGAGAUCUAAGGAAUUUAAUUUGUAUGCAUGGUUAUGAUUAUUUAUUUAUUUUUUAGUUUUGAAUAAUUUGAAAUUUGUAAAUAUGAUUGUACAAGUUAAAUUUUGGUAUAGCAAUUCUGUGAAGAAAACGUACCAUUGUUUGAAAGUGAAAAAUAAUAUAUGAAUAAUGUAUUACAGCUGUUGCUUCAAGCUAAAUUCAACUGUCAACAUUUGUAUAAUUUGAGUUGUUUAGUUCUCAUCUAAAGCUCUUGGCAACAAACCAUUUUUUGAGUAUUAUGAGGCAAAAAUACUUUCACAUUUGAGAUAAAUUUGUUUUGAACAAUUCACUAAAUGGAAAAUUAUUGUGUAUUGUUAUGAGAAGGGAAGGAAGAGAUGUGUGGGAUGGGGGAGUAGAGAUGCUUUGCAUCUUAGAAUGCUAAAUAUUACACAGUUAUUUCAAAUAACCUACAUAUUCCAUGCAUUGCAGGUUCAUGGAAUUUUGGUGACAAGCUUUUAAUGAUACCCGUAUUUCUGUAUUUCAACUCCUUGAAUAUGUAUAUUUUUAAUUUAAUCUAAGAAUAUUACAAUUUAAUGAACAUUCUAUCUUCUAAUGGAGAGUACUUGUAGAACUAUUUUCUUUGAAAGCUGAUAUUGUUUACAUUGGUAUUUUGCCCAUAUAUCAUGAUUAGAAAACAGUGAUUGUUUAGAAGUGGACAUUAUUUUCAUAAUCAGCUUGUACACUGUUGUAAUAGAAUGGUACAACAGUAUUUUUUUAAGGGUGAUGAAAUGGAAACUUUGAAAGAAAGCAUCUAUUAAAGCAGUGGAUGACAAAAUGCUUAUGGUAUGUCCAUGAUUUAGUUAAAUUUUCAACUGUGUGUGUUGAGCUCAAAUUGUAAAAGGAAUGCAUGUUAGUUGGAAUGCAGAAGUAAAUUACUUAGUCUGUAUGGGUAUUUUAUUUAUUUCUGAAAUGAGUAAAAUUGGUAUAUGCAAUUGUAACUUCUAUUUUUGAAGAAACUGACAUUGUUGGAAAAAAAAAGAAGAGCUUACAGUGAAUAAGAAGGGUAGAAAUUAAUUUUGAGAAGAAAUUUGUCUACACAGUACAUCCAGAGUCCUCUUACUCCACUGUAGUGGAAUUUGCAGAAACUCUGAGUUUUUAAAUUCUGGUUGGAAUUGAAAUAUUAUUAUCUAAUAUAUCAAAAUUGUAAUUAAGGCAUGGCUGAACAAAUGAUAUGCAUAUUUUGUAAGUAGCUAAAAAAACAAGCAUAUUUUAUCUAACGUUUACCAAAGGUCAAAUAGUUCCUAACUGCAGCAGCAUUAACAUCAGGAUGUUUUCCUUACACCAUUUUUAUUUUUGCCUACUUUUAGCCUCUCAUUAGUCCAAGUCGGUUGUUAGUUCAAUGCUAAGAUGGAAAGGGGAGUACAAAGUGAAGUGUAUGAACUUGCAAAGAAAAUUAAGUAUGUUCAAAUGAAGUCUGUUCCUGUAUAAUUGUAAAAGAUUCUUGUUAGAUAAAUUAUUGUAUGUAUUGCAAGAAACAGUUAAUCCUAAAGAGCAUUUAAAUGUGAUAUUUUAGUUGUAAAUGUACCUAGAUUAUUGAAGUAAAACUAAGUAUUUGUUAGAGCUGUUCAGACUUUUACCACUUCAUUAUUUAUAUCUUGAUAUAACUUGUGAAUUUUCUAUUGCAAAUGUCUGUUUUGGUGUAUUUAUUUGGUUAAAACUUCCAAUCAAUAUACUGUAGUUGUUCUGAAAUCUAAUGUAAUAAAACUGAUUUACCAUAUGUUGGGUUGG
Messenger RNA from Limulus polyphemus (Atlantic horseshoe crab), 8471 nucleotides. Its product is annotated as maternal B9.10 protein-like. The record is from RefSeq and is a predicted model, not a curated record. The transcript has 4 exons. Gene Ontology annotation, cellular component: cytoplasm; nucleus. Gene Ontology annotation, biological process: negative regulation of mitotic cell cycle; negative regulation of cell population proliferation. Bases 281 to 1090 code for a protein of 269 amino acids. Lineage: Eukaryota; Metazoa; Arthropoda; Merostomata; Xiphosura; Limulidae.